GGGGCAUAACUUCAAAUUUUGAUUGUUGCAGUGACUACGAAUUUGGCUUGGGUGGAAUUGUACGGGUGGAAUCAUCAUUUCACGCAUCGGGUGGUAUCUUUCUUACGAUCGAGCGCACGGUACUGCACGACCGUAUAUCUUAUGGAACUGCUGGAAUUGAUUAUGAUUUCGGUUUAAUUAAGCUGGCGGCUAAAUUUGAACGUGCAGUUCCGAUACGUUUAGUGAUGGCAAAAAGACACUUCUUGCCCGGGGAACUCUGCACUAUUGUUGGUUGGGGUAUGACGAAAAAUACGGGCGAUCGUGAACAGCUCCGUAUGGUGAAGCUCCCAUUAGUAGCACGAUCCGAAUGCAACAGUAGCUACUUCGAACGGGAAACAAUCACCCAACGUAUGCUGUGUGCUGGAUAUCCUGGAGGUGGUCAGGAUGCGUGCGAGGGAGACUCUGGAGGACCUUUACUGUGCCGUGGCAUACAGGUUGGCAUCACUUCUUGGGGUGUUGGAUGCGCCAAACCGAACCGCUACGGUGUGUACAGUAAUAUAGCAAAUCAGCGCGAUUGGAUACGAAAGCAUACCGGUGUGUAGGACACCGGACAACUGUCGGACAACUUUCCCCAUUAACCUACAAAAGUGAUCGAAAAAGCAUUAGCAUGCAGAUUGCGACCAUCACGUGCACCAAAUAUAAUGGCGAAAAUAAGAAUAUUAAAAUCAAAUUCAAUUAUUGUGUAUCAUAUUGCCGGAGGCUUUUCCCCCUUAAUGUCGACUAGUGUUUGGCACAUCCGUUUAGUAUGGUUUCAUAUAGCACACCCAUCAUGCGGUUAGUGUUCGUGGUUAUCAACUGUUUUGGAGCGCUAAUCUGUUAUGGUAAUAACCU
This is a messenger RNA of Anopheles funestus (African malaria mosquito), 870 nucleotides long. Its product is annotated as trypsin-2-like. The transcript is spliced from 2 exons. NCBI's taxonomy places the organism in Eukaryota, Metazoa, Arthropoda, Insecta, Diptera, Culicidae. Gene Ontology annotation, molecular function: serine-type endopeptidase activity. The record is from RefSeq and is a predicted model, not a curated record. Bases 225 to 581 code for a protein of 118 amino acids. Gene Ontology annotation, biological process: proteolysis.